AUAAAUCAGAAAAUAAAUAAAUAAAUAACAAUAUUGGUGGAUGUCAGGAAAUUAUUGUGUAAGAAACGUCUUAUCCAACCCCAUGUUAAUAGUGCCAGCCUGAAAAACACGCAAAAAUAUUUAAAUAAAAAUGAAAAAAAACCCCAUCAUCUCUUGAGAAAAAUAGGAAAAAAGACAAACAUGAUCCCAAACACAGAAAUCUCAUAACAUAUUUAGAGAGUGUGUGACGAACCUAUCUAUCUCUCCAUUACUGUCUCUCUCUCUCUCUCUGAAGAAAGAACGGGUUUUUAGUUGGUUGGUUACGUUUCUUUCUCCUUCAAAACUCUCUCUUUUAUUAUUUGUUUACCCAUUUCUCUCUACGCGCCAACAGAAUCUUCCUACGCUUUGUUUUCUUCGUCUUCUUCUCCGUUUUCUUUUUAAUUUCCCGGAUUGAAUCUGAUUCUGGAGAUCCUCCUACCCAUUUGGUUUGAUCUGUCUGCUGCUGUAUCAUCAUUGCUCUUUGUGAGGAUCAUUGUGAUCUAAAGCUUCAAUCUUUCUCGCUGGAGGACCGUGGGUGUGAUUGUACAGUAGUUGGUCUGGAGUGCCUUAUUAAUAUAAUCAGGGCCCUUAGAAUGGGGUCCUGUUUAUCUGCUGAGAGCAGGAGUCCCAGACCGGGAUCUCCUUGCUCUCCUGGUUUUGGUGUGAAGAAGAGGAAGAACUCUAAGAAGAGACUUGGUUCCAGGAACUCUUCCUUUGAUUCUAAGAGAGAAGAUCCGUUGCAUAGGGUUCCAGGUCGGAUGUACUUGAAUGGAUCAAGUGAGGCUGCUUGUAUCUUCACUCAACAAGGCAAGAAAGGGCCUAAUCAAGAUGCCAUGGUUGUUUGGGAGAAUUUUGGGUCUAGGACAGAUACAGUCUUCUGUGGAGUGUUUGAUGGGCAUGGUCCAUAUGGUCAUAUGGUUGCAAAGAGAGUCAGAGACAAUCUUCCUCUCAAAUUAAGUUCUUAUUGGGAAGCAAAAGUACCGGUUGAAGGUGCUGUAAAGACGAUCACCACCGUUAAUAGUGCCAGCAACUCUGAAGAUGCUGCUGCGGCUUCUUUUGUAUCUGCUGAGGAAGAACCUAUGCCAUCCGUUGAUAUGGCGGAAGAGGAGAACACAGAAGAGUCACAGUCUGAGUUGUUUCAGACUCUGAAAGAGGCGUUUCUUAAGGCUUUCAAAGUUAUGGACAGAGAACUUAAAUUCCAUAGAAGUGUUGACUGUUUCUGUAGUGGGACAACGGCUGUGACUUUGAUCAAGCAGGGUGAGUAUCUCGUUGUUGGAAAUGUUGGGGACUCCAGAGCUGUGAUGGGCACAAGAAACGGUGAAAAUGCACUUGUUGCUGUUCAACUAACUGUGGAUCUCAAGCCAAAUCUCCCAGCUGAGGCAGAGAGGAUAAAGAAGUGUCGUGGACGUGUGUUUGCGCUUAGAGAUGAACCUGAAGUUUGUAGAGUUUGGCUGCCAAACUGUGACUCACCUGGACUUGCAAUGGCACGUGCUUUUGGAGACUUUUGUCUUAAAGAUUUUGGUUUAAUCUCUGUACCUGAUGUAUCGUUCCGUAGAUUAACCGAAAAAGAUGAGUUUAUAGUGUUGGCUUCAGAUGGGAUUUGGGAUGUUCUCUCAAACGAAGAGGUAGUGGCGAUUGUGGCUUCAGCACCAUCACGUUCUGCUGCAGCAAGAGCUUUAGUCGAGUCUGCGGUUAGAGCUUGGAGAUACAAAUACCCUACCUCCAAAGUCGAUGACUGUGCUGCGGUUUGCUUGUAUUUAGACUCCAACAACACAAACGUUAUAUCGUCAGCUUCUUCCAUCUCCAAACUUGAUGAUGAAGACUUAGAAGAGCUAAAAACCGAGAAUGACGAUGCAUCAGGACCAAGCGGUCUAGGACGUUCGAGUACUGUCAAGACUGGGAAAGAGAUUGCUCUUGACGAAAGCGAAGCUGAAAAGCUGAUCAAAGAAGAGGAUUCAGAACAUGGAACAGAGUACUCUGCAUUAGAAGGUGUUGCAAGGGUUAAUACACUUUUAAACUUGCCAAGAUUUGUGCCUGGAAAGUGAAAAGAGAAAGAAGAGUUUGAAGUGUAGAAGAAGAAGUUGAGAGUCCACAAAACAUAAUCAAAUAAAUCAUCCAGGAAAGGUACUGUGUCUUUUUUUUUUAACACCUUUCUACAUUGAUCUCUUAUUCUUUUUUGUUUCUUUGAGUCGACAUUCAUUGGUUUUGGAACAUAAACUUGUCUCAGUUUUGUUUUUUUUUUUGUCUUUCUUUCUUGUUAAUGUUUUUGGCUUUGUCAGUAAAGAAAGUGAAA
Messenger RNA from Eruca vesicaria subsp. sativa (arugula), 2311 nucleotides. NCBI's taxonomy places the organism in Eukaryota, Viridiplantae, Streptophyta, Magnoliopsida, Brassicales, Brassicaceae. The record is from the annotation of a GenBank genome assembly.